ACACGACCCUGUGGGACCUCAACGUGGACUCAAGCUUCUUCCUGUUUUCUUGGUGCUCUCUACUCGAUCAACACCAACAGGAAGAAAGAAUGAAUAAUCGCCAUCAUCGUCUCUUUCGAUCAGCCAUCGCAGCUACCUUCUCCAAGAUUCGUCCAUGCACAAGCAAUGUGCGAACUCUUUCCACUGUCAGAUGUAACAGUACCAAUGUUGCCGUGGCUAAUGAUGAUGAAUAUAAGGGACAUGAUAUGUUGGCACCUUUCACAGCUGGAUGGCAGACUACUGAUUCAAGCCCAUUGGUGAUAGAGAAGUCCGAGGGCUCGUAUGUAUAUGAUGUAAAUGGGAAAAAGUAUCUUGAUGCUCUUGCGGGAUUGUGGUGCAAUCCUUUAGGUGGGAAUGAGGCUCGACUUGUUGCUGCUGCAACCAAGCAGCUAAAUACUUUACCUUUCUACCAUUCCUUCUGGAACCGUACUACAAAACCCCCUUUGGAUCUCGCAAGAGAACUUCUGGGAAUGUUUACAGCAAAUAAAAUGGCAAAAGCCUUUUUUACAAACAGUGGGUCAGAUGCAAAUGAUACUCAGGUGAAGCUGGUGUGGUACUACAACAAUGCACUUGGAAGGCCAAACAAAAAGAAAAUUAUCGCUAGGACAAAAUCAUAUCACGGAUCUACUCUUGUAUCAGCUAGUCUCUCCGGCCUUCCAGCAUUGCAUCAAAAAUUUGAUCUGCCUACUCCAUUUGUAUUGCACACCGAUUGCCCCCAUUACUGGCGAUUCCAUCUUCCAGGUGAGACGGAAGAGGAGUUUGCAACUAGGUUGGCUACCAAUUUGGAAAACCUUAUUCUCAAAGAGGGACCAGAGACGAUUGCUGCAUUUAUUGCGGAACCAGUAAUGGGAGCAGGAGGGGUGAUACUUCCACCUAAAACAUACUUUGAGAAGAUUCAAGCUGUCGUAAAAAAAUAUGACAUCUUAUUCAUUGCUGAUGAGGUAAUCUGCGGCUUCGGAAGGCUUGGAACCAUGUUUGGUUGUGAUAAGUACAACAUUAAGCCCGAUCUUGUCACCGUAGCUAAGGCUCUUUCCUCGGCAUACAUGCCGAUUGGUGCUGUCCUUGUGAGCCCCAAAGUUGCAGAUGUCAUAAAUUCUCAGAGCAAUAAACUUGGUGCAUUUUCUCAUGGAUUUACAUAUUCCGGGCACCCUGUUGCUUGUGCUGUUGCUCUGGAAACACUCAAGAUUUACCAAGAGCGGAAUAUUCUUGAGCAAGUAAACCACAUCUCCCCAAUGUUUCAAGAAGGUUUAAAAGCCUUUUCCUCAAGUUCCAUAAUUGGAGAGAUCCGUGGAACGGGGCUGAUUUUGGGGACAGAAUUUACAGAUAACAAGUCACCACAUGAAUUGUUCCCACCUGAAUGGGGAGUAGGUGCUUACUUUGGAGCACAGUGUGAGAAGCAUGGGAUGUUGGUACGUGUCGCUGGUGACAGUAUAAUGAUGUCGCCACCGUUCAUUAUGACACCAAACGAAGUUGAUGAGAUGAUAAGCAAAUAUGGGAAGGCACUGAAGGACACUGAAGCAAGGGUGGAGGAGCUCAAAUCUCAGGUGAAGUAGCAGGUAGAGGCCUAAACUGUGUACAAUUGAUGGAAUGGUUAUGUAUGGAUGCAGUUAGUUAUAUGUUUAAAUGGUUACUCUUUGGCCCUUUAACAAAAGUUCAAUAAGGAGGAUGGAAAUAGGAAUGAAAAUGGUAAUGAUUCUUGAUUUCA
Cynara cardunculus var. scolymus (artichoke) is the source of this 1744-nucleotide messenger RNA. Its product is annotated as gamma aminobutyrate transaminase 3, chloroplastic-like. The record is from RefSeq and is a predicted model, not a curated record. Gene Ontology annotation, molecular function: pyridoxal phosphate binding; S-adenosyl-L-methionine:8-amino-7-oxononanoate transaminase activity. The transcript has 19 exons. Gene Ontology annotation, biological process: biotin biosynthetic process. NCBI's taxonomy places the organism in Eukaryota, Viridiplantae, Streptophyta, Magnoliopsida, Asterales, Asteraceae. The coding region runs from base 90 to 1592 and encodes 500 amino acids.